Molecule: messenger RNA, 5732 nt
Organism: Pipistrellus kuhlii (Kuhl's pipistrelle)
Lineage: Eukaryota; Metazoa; Chordata; Mammalia; Chiroptera; Vespertilionidae
Gene: SNED1
Product: sushi, nidogen and EGF like domains 1
Exons: 31
Coding region: 313-4389 (1358 amino acids)
Biological process (GO): cell-matrix adhesion; Notch signaling pathway
Molecular function (GO): Notch binding; calcium ion binding
Source: RefSeq, a predicted model, not a curated record
CCCGCCCGGCGCUUUCCUUCGCGGAGCGGCCACCGGACCGCGGCCGGGCGAGCUCGCGGGUGCAGGGCGCGGAGCGAUCGACGGCGCGGCCGCGCUGCUCGAACGCCCGCUCGGCCCUGCGGGCCACUCCCGACAGCGCCUCGCUCCGGGCGGCGGGGACCGCGAAGCCCCGCUCUGUCCCUCUCUGUCCCCAUCCUAUUCCCGCUGCGCCCGCUCCGCUCCGCUCCGUCCCCGCUCCGUCCCCGCUCGGUCCGCAGCCGUCCCGGCUCCGUGCUGCUUUGUCCGCCCGGUCCCCGCCGCCCACCCCUGGCGAUGCCGUGCGGUGCCGCCGGGGCGCUGCUCCUGGCCGUGGCCUUGGGGCUCGGGGCGCCCGGGGCGCGCGGCGCGGUGGCCCUGGCCGACUUCUACCCGUUCGGCGCGGAGCACGGCGACGCUGUCACCCCCAAGCAGGACGACGGCGGCUCGGGGCUGCGGCCGCUCUCCGUGCCCUUCCCGUUCUUCGGCGCCGAACACUCCGGACUCUACGUGAACAACAAUGGGAUCAUCUCCUUCCUGAAGGAGGUUUCUCAGUUCACCCCAGUGGCCUUUCCCAUCGCCAAGGACCGCUGUGUGGUGGCGGCCUUCUGGGCGGAUGUGGACAACCGGCGUGCAGGGGAUGUGUACUACCGGGAGGCCACCGACCCAGCCACGCUGCGCAGAGCCACGGACGAUGUCAGACGCUACUUCCCCGAGCUGCCGGACUUCUCUGCCACCUGGGUGUUCAUCGCCACCUGGAACCGCGUGACCUUCUUCGGAGGCAGCUCCUCCUCCCCCGUCAACACGUUCCAGACUGUGCUCAUUACCGACGGCAAGUUCUCUUUCACCAUCUUCAACUACGAGUCCAUCACCUGGACCACAGGCACACACGCCAGCAGCGGGGGUGACGCCUCUGGCCUGGGGGGCAUCGCGGCCCAGGCUGGCUUCAACGCGGGAGAUGGGCGGCGCUACUUCAAUAUCCCAGGCUCGCGCACCUCGGAUAUGGCGGAGGUGGAGACCAGCACCAACGUGGGCGUGCCCGGGCGCUGGGCGUUCAGAAUCGAUGAUGCCCAGGUGCGCGUGGGGGGCUGCGCCCAUGCAACCUCUGUGUGCCUGGCUCUGCGCCCCUGCCUCAACGGUGGGAAGUGCAUUGACGACUGCGUCACGGGCAACCCCUCCUACACCUGCUCCUGCCUCUCCGGCUUCACAGGGAGGAGGUGCCAACUGGACGUGAAUGAGUGUGCUUCCCACCCCUGUCAGAAUGGAGGGACCUGCACACACGGCAUCAACAGCUUCAGCUGCCAGUGCGCAGCUGGCUUCGGGGGACCCACCUGUGAGUCAGCACAAUCUCCAUGUGACACCAAAGGGUGUGUGAAUGGCGGCCGGUGCCAGGUGGUCAGCGGCUCCGCGGUGUGCGAGUGCCCAGUGGGCUACACGGGCAACACCUGUGAGACAGACGUGGACGAAUGCGGCUCCAGCCCCUGCCUGAACGGAGCCUCAUGUGUCGACCUUGUGGGGAACUUCACCUGUCUGUGCACAGGGCCCUUCGAGGGACCACGCUGUGAGGCAGGAAGCCAGCCAGUGCCUGACCCAUGCCUCUCGGCCCCUUGCCAGAACGGGGGCACCUGUGUCGACGCAGAUGAGGGCUAUGUGUGCGAGUGCCCCGAAGGCUUCAUGGGCCUCGACUGCAGGGACAGAACCCCUGAUGACUGUGAGUGCCGAAAUGGCGGCAGAUGUCUCGCGGGCAAUACCACCCUCUGCCAGUGCCCCCUGGGCUUCUUUGGGCUCCUCUGCGAAUUUGAAGUCACAGCCACGCCCUGCAACAUGAACACCCAGUGCCCCGAUGGCGGCUACUGCAUGGAGUACAGCGGGAGCUACCUGUGCGUCUGCCACACUGACCACAACAUCAGCCACUCACUGCCCUCACCCUGUGACUCCGACCCCUGCUUCAACGGAGGCUCCUGUGAGGCCCAGGACGACUCCUACACAUGCGAGUGCCCACGUGGGUUCCAUGGCAGGCACUGUGAGAAAGUCCGGCCACGCCUGUGCAGCUCAGGCCCCUGCCGGAACGGGGGCACCUGCAAGGAAGCAGGCGGCGAGUACCAUUGCAACUGCCCUUACCGCUUCACCGGGAGGCACUGUGAGAUCGGGAAGCCAGACUCAUGCGCCUCCGGCCCCUGUCACAAUGGUGGCACCUGCUUCCACUACAUCGGCAAAUACAAGUGUGACUGUCCCCCAGGCUUCUCUGGGCGGCACUGUGAGAUAGCCCCCUCCCCCUGCUUCCGGAGCCCCUGUGUGAAUGGGGGUACCUGCGAGGACCUGGGCACAGACUUCUCCUGCCGCUGCCAAGCUGGCUACACAGGACGCCGGUGCCAGGCGGAAAUUGACGAGUGCAGAUCCCAGCCAUGCCUGCACGGGGGCUCCUGCCAGGAUCGAGUCGCCGGGUACCUGUGUGUCUGCAGCCCAGGACAUGAAGGAGCCCACUGUGAGCUGGACACAGAUGAGUGCCAGGCGCAGCCCUGCAGAAACGGAGGCUCCUGUAGGGACCUCCCAGGAGCCUUUGUGUGCCAGUGCCCCGCAGGCUUCACUGGAGUCCACUGCGAGACAGAGGUGGAUGCCUGCGACUCCAGCCCCUGCCAGCAUGGAGGCCAGUGCAAGAACGGUGGCGGGGCCUACCUGUGUGUCUGCCCAGAGGGUUUCUUCGGCUAUCACUGUGAGACAGUGAGUGAUCCCUGUUUCUCCAGCCCCUGUGGGGGUCGUGGCUACUGCCUGGCCAGCAAUGGGUCCCACAGCUGUACCUGCAAAGUGGGCUACACAGGCAAGGACUGCGCCAAAGAGCUCUUCCCACCAACGGCCCUCAAGGUGGACCAAGUGGAGGAAAGUGAGGUCACCAUCUCCUGGCACCCACCCGAAGGCCAGGCUGCCAGGCAGAUGCUGGAUGGGUAUGCGGUCACCUACGCCUCCGCUGACGGCUCCUUCCGCCGCACCGACUUCGUGGACCAGAGCCGCUCCUCCCACCAGCUCCGAGCCCUGGGGGCCGGCAGGGCCUACAACAUCUCCAUCUUCUCCGUCAAGCGCCACGCUAACAAUAGGAACGAUAUCAGCAGGCCCCUGGUGCUGCUUACCCGCACGCGCCCCCGCCCUGUCGAAGGCCUUGAGGUCACCAAUGUGACGGCCAGCGCCAUCUCCGUGCGGUGGGCUCUACAUAGGAUACGACAUGCCACUGUCAGCAGUGUCCGUGUGUCCAUCCGCCAUCCUGAGGCCCAAGAGGACCAGUCCACCGAUGUGGACAAAAGUGUGGACACGUUCACGUUCGGUACCCUACUUCCUGGAAGGAGGUACACCGUCCAAGUGACCGCCCUCAGUGGGCUCGGGGCACUGGAGCGCCCUACUGAGAGCAUGGCCUCCGCUCCAUUGCACGUGUGGACCCGGCCUCUGCCGCCAGCAAACCUGACUGCCACCCGAGUCACGGCCACCUCUGCCCAUGUGGUCUGGGAUGCACCCACUCCAGGCACCUCUUUGGAAGCAUACAUCAUCAAUGUGACCACCAGCCAGAGCACCAAGAGCCGCUACGUCCCCAAUGGGAGGCUGGUGUCCUACACGAUACGGGACCUGGUGCCCGGGCGGCGGUACCAGCUCUCAGUGACAGCCGUGCAGAGCACAGAGGGUGACCAGCUGCACAGCGAGCCUGCUCACCUCUACAUCAUCACCUCCCCAAGGGAUGGCGCCAACAGACGCUGGCACCGAGAAGGACUCCCCCCACGGGUGCUCAGAAACAGACCGGUCCCAGCGCGCCUGCCAGAGCUGCGUCUACUCAAUGACCGUGGGGCCCUCGAAAUGCCAACGCAGGCCCCCAGUGACUCUUCCAGCAGGUUCUCGGAGCUCGUAGACGGCAGAGGACGAGUGAGUGCCAAGUUCAGUGGCUCACCUGGCAAGUCGGUCAUGGUGAGAUCACAACCCACAGCUCUGGUGCAACUCGAGGACACCCCUGAGCAGGUCAGCCUGGCCCUGCAGCCCCCCAAACAUGAUGGCGACAAGGACGUGGGAAACACCCCUGGAAACUGUACAGAAAACCCCUGUCAGAACGGAGGCACCUGCGUGCCAGGCGUGGAUGCCCACAGCUGUGACUGCAGCCCAGGGUUCAAGGGCAGGCGCUGUGAGCUCGCCUGUAAAAAGCAGCCCCAGCCCUGCACACGCCUGUUCUCGGAGACAAAGUCCCUGCCAGUCUGGGAAGGAGGUGUCUGUCACCACGUGUAUAAACGAGUCUACAAGGUACACCAGGAUAUCUGCUUCAAAGAGAGCUGUGAGAGCACAAGCAUCAAGAAAACCCCAAGCAGGAAACGAAGUAACAGUGCAACACUGAAAACAGCGUAGGUAUUAGGAUUCUGGACAUUCUUGCUAUAAUCCAUCAACCUCACAAGUUUCUAAAGCCCAGGAAGAUGAGGUCUAAAUUGAAUUGACAAGGACACCCUGAGUGACAGGGUCCUGGCUGGAAUCUGACCCCUCUGUGGCUUCGCUCCUCCGGCUUCUAGAAGACAGAUGGCCAGGCGGGUCCAGCCAGGGAGGUCCUCUAGGACAGACACCUCCUAGUCCCACACUGCCUCCAGCACACGGCUGGAAAUUUCCUCCAGGGUGGCCUGCAUCGCUGACGAGCAGCCAUCUCGUGCAGAGAGCACUGGAUGAGCCUGGCAACAUCCAGAAACUAGUUCCAGAUUCUAAAUCAUAGAAAGAAUUCUCUCUUUGAGACCCCACAGCCAAAUUGAGGAGGAGCUGCCAUGGACAACCUGCAGAGCAGAGGGUGGGGCUGGGAGGCAAGAGGGCAGACUAAUGAGGGGCACAGGGAAGCAGGCUCACCUCCCCAGCAGGCCAUUUACUGAGGGAGGUGAAGGUUAGUGAUCCAUCAACCCACCAGCAGAUUUUGAAAGAGAAAAUGUUCAUACUAAGAUGGGGUUUAGAUACUUAGUCUGCCCUUUUCCCAGAAAGGGUCAGCAGGAAAUAUCUUGGACUUUGUGGACCAGAUGAUUUCUGUGGCAACAACUCAGCCCUGUGCUUGUGCACAAAAACAGCCAUUGACAUGUGCCUAACCCCAUGAGGCUGUUACAAUAAAACUUGAUUUACAAAAUUAGGGGCCACUUCCCCUUGACCAUAUGUGGCUAACCCCACUCAGGCUUCAGCUGAUGCAGAGAAAGCCAUCCCGGACGACAAGUCACAGCUUGGCACCAAAGACCCACCUGAGUGUCAUGGAAGUGCUACACAAACCUGUUUGGGAAGGCACUUGGCGGUAGCCAGGGCUCCUCCUUACGGGUCUGAGUAAUGAAGACAGGCAUCUGGGGCGGGCGAGGCCACAUGAUAUUUAAGAUCCUCUUAACCCACGACUCAGGCAACACAGUGUCAGGCUACCAGGCAGCAAGCACCAUCUCCACACCAAUCAGCUCCCAGCAGAUGCGCAUCAUCGCCACACCACAUUCCAGAGCCUUCUGAACAGCUUUCUUCCCUGCAAGUGAGGCCACUACAGAAGCCAGCCCGCCUUGACCUGCUGGGCGCUUUAAGAGCCAACCCAACUAGAACUAGAGUCCUGGUGCGUCGUCACUGACACUGCCCAAGUCAGUUUUGCAGCCAUAGGAAGCGCUCCUUCCUCUCAUCUUUACAAAACAUUUCUUAAAGAGUUAGAAUAUAUUUUAGAGGAAUUUUUUUUAUUAAAGUUGUGUGUACAUAUG